AUGUCACUGGGGCAGUGCCACUGUCACCUUGCUGGGGUAUCCCGUAUCGCCCACCACCUGGGGUGGGCCGUAAGUCUGGAGCACUCGGUGCUGCACAUGGCCAUCACUAUCUGGGGACUCACGGUGACCCUGGGUGCUGCAGGGCUGGACCAUGAGCUGGCUUUCUCCAAGAUCAUCGUGGAGCUACGGAAGAAGCACCCAGGCCACAUCCUGCCAGAUGAGGACCUGCAGUGGGUGUUCGUGAAUGCAGGCGGGUGGAUGGGCUCUAUGUGCCUCCUGCACGCCUCACUCACCGAGUAUGUGCUGCUCUUCGGGACAGCUGUUGACACUGGGGGCCACUCAGGUCGGUACUGGGCAGAUAUCUCCGACACCGUCAUCUCGGGGACCUUCCGGCAGUGGAAGGAGGGGACCACCAGAAGUGAGAUCUACUAUCCAGGGGACACCAUCGUGCACCAGGCAGGAGAAGCCACAUCGGUACAGUGGAGCGCGGGCACCUGGAUGGUGGAGUACGGCCGGGGCUUCAUCCCCUCCACACUCGCCUUCGCCCUGGCUGACACCCUCUUCAGCACUCAGGACUUCGUCACCCUCUUCUACACCCUGCGCAUCUAUGCCAAGGGCCUGCUCCUGGAAGCCAAUGCCUUCUUCAGCACCAUGGGCUGCUGAGCCCAGCUC
Molecule: messenger RNA, 672 nt
Organism: Cariama cristata (Red-legged seriema)
Lineage: Eukaryota; Metazoa; Chordata; Aves; Cariamiformes; Cariamidae
Gene: SIGMAR1
Product: sigma non-opioid intracellular receptor 1
Exons: 4
Coding region: 1-663 (220 amino acids)
Cellular component (GO): endoplasmic reticulum
Source: RefSeq, a predicted model, not a curated record